Molecule: messenger RNA, 519 nt
Organism: Helobdella robusta
Lineage: Eukaryota; Metazoa; Annelida; Clitellata; Rhynchobdellida; Glossiphoniidae
Exons: 2
Coding region: 1-519 (172 amino acids)
Source: RefSeq, a predicted model, not a curated record
AUGAAUGCAGAAAAAUUACAAAAAUCGGAGCCUAUGGAAAUUCCAAGCUUCGUGCGAAACUAUACCAAUGAGUAUAGAAUCCAGCAAAGAACCCUAGGUCCACAAAUAGCACAACAAAAACAACGAGGCGGAUUCGUUUUCACAGAAUCCAAGGCCUGUUUUCACUGGGCCUGUCAGUCAGUCGGUCGGCUUUCGCACAACCCUGGCCUGUUUUCACUGGGCCGUCGAGUCUGGUCGGCUUUCGCACAACCAAGGGCCUGUUUUCACUGGGCCUGUCAGUCAGUCGGUCGGCUUUCGCACAACCCUGGCCUGUUUUCACUGGGCCGUCGAGUCUGGAGAGCUAAUAAAGCAGACAAGCCAGCACAGAACGAAAGUACGAGGCCAAGCGCAGAAGAUCAGAGGGGCGUACCCAACCUCAACGACGUUGUGGGAGAAAUCAUCACUCUCGAGUUGGACGAGACAGAUGUGCAGGCGCUAAUCCGGGAACUUGGAGACAUUCCUACUUUUGAAUUUUUUUAA